Hyaloperonospora brassicae is the source of this 1452-nucleotide messenger RNA. NCBI's taxonomy places the organism in Eukaryota, Oomycota, Peronosporomycetes, Peronosporales, Peronosporaceae. The record is from the annotation of a GenBank genome assembly.
AUGGCGUCCCCUCGAUACGACCCGCGCACUCAACGGCGGCGCCCGAUCCGCCGCGGCAUCAAGCGCAUGUCUCUAUGCUAUGUGCUCGCUGGUACCUUUUUGCUGGCGUACGUGGUCUUCCUUGCGCGUUGGGGCUUUGGAACGCUGUCCAGUCUCGAAGACUUUGUGUCCACGGAGCCGCUCAGUAGUAACCUGCGCCCGACCAGGAACGCAGUGUACAGUCAGAGCGAAAAUGAGACGCUGGAUUCGGUCAUUGCCGCGGUGCAACCCGACGAACCGCAGGGGGUCGAAAAGCACGUGCACCAAGUGGACGUUAUUGACAUUGGGCUUUCACGACCAGCGCCUUUGACUGCUGCUUUCGCAGCUACUGAUGCGCGAAGUACUGCAGUGACAGAGAUACCUGAUGUACAAGAGCAUAAGGUCGUUGUCGAGGAGAUGAGCGAAAGUAUGCAGACGAUGGAAGAGAUGGCCGAUGCGCACGAAGCGGUACAAGCACCUGAGGUGGUGGCUGCGGAAGUGGUCGCUACUGAACGAGUGGCUGCUACAACGACACCAAAGCACGAUAGGUUGACAUUCACAUUGGCUCCAUCAGCUCCGAAAUAUGCGACGGUCCAUGGGUAUAAACCCACAAAGAAGUUCUUGAAGAGCUACCGGCACGACCCGAACGAGUCCUUGUUCCUCUUUUUUACAUGUAGCGACAAGCACUUUCAAGCCAAUGACUGGUCGGACGCAUGUGUUCAGGGCAAACAGCACGUGUACGACGUGUUUGCAAAGUCGCCAGGACGUAAUCGACUGGUGACGGUUUACGCAGGCUCGGAGAAAUACUGGAAACACCACAACGAGUUUAACGAUGACCCAGACUUGCGAGUCAAGGGCGUGCCUUGCAUCAUGAGGUGGGACGGACGCAACGGAAGUACAGGCGGAAUGCUCGUGCACGAAUCGCUCUAUGACGAGCCGUUUCUCCGGUAUUUGUUCAAGAACACGGACCAGCCCGAGAUACUCUUUGCUCCCCAAGACGUCAAGAACAAGCAAAUCGUUACGGUGAAAGGCUAUCGUGGCUACUUGGAUGCCAUGUCCAAGUAUGUGCAUGAGCAAGACCCGGUGCCUACAUUCCUCAUGAUGGUCUCAGGCCGACUUCGGCACAACAAUCGACCAUGGUGUCCGUACUGCCGGUACUCUGAGUUACCUCUCGAGUUCGCCUUUUACUCGUAUGCUCCGAAGAAUGCGCGCAUGAUUCGCGUGGAAGUCACGGACUCGUACGCCGAGUGGAAAAAGCACAACAAAUUCGGCCGUGACAAAAACGUGCAGCUCCGGAUCGUGCCGCUGCUGUUUCACGUCAAGCCCGUUCCUGCUUCCAGCGCGAACGGCACCAAGUCAUUCAAGGCCACCUCGCACAGAGUUCGCUACGAUCGACUCGCUUCGUUGCGUGAGCUGUUUAGCAGUUUUGCAUAA